GUCCUUUUGUUACCAUAGUGACGGAGCAGCAGCAGUCCGAGUUUAGCUCGUUUAGUUAAAAGUUAGUAAAGAAGAGCUUAUUUCCGGAUUUAACUGCGGUCAGACUGGCUUUUAGAUGAUGGAGAAUGUUUCAUGUCAUCAAGGAAAAAGCUGAAAUAAGUGAAGAGGAGGAGAUGGAGAAGAAGAGGCAGGAGCUCAAGCAGACGGAUCAGAAAGAAGCUCCAACCAACUGCUGGGUUUCAGACCACCAGGAGCUUCACCCUGAGUCCUACAGGAUCAACUCCCCCGCUGAGACCCGACUGGUGACCCUCGCUGAAAACUUCCAGCUCCAGUAUUCACGCCAGUAUCCCGACCGCCGUCCGCUGCUGCUCUGUCCUCUGAACGAAUGUGGCGUCAGGAAGUUUGUGUCGACCACGAUCCGGCCCUCGCCAACCGGACGCUGUGACCUCCAGACCUGGCAGGGCUGCGCGGCGUUGGUGGCGGACCUUCUGAUGCUGGAGCCUUUGGAUCCUCCCACUGAGCUGCCGAGCGAGCUGUUCUCCCCCACGUCUGUGCUGCGUCGUCAGACGGGCACCUGCUUCGACUUCGCCACCCUGCUGUGCAGUCUGCUGCUGGGCAUCAGCUAUGACGCCUACUGCGUCAGCGGCUACGCAGACCGGCAGGUGUGUCUGCUGGACCGGAGCCAGGAGCGCUGCCCACUACUGGACACUCAGAAGUUUGUGUCGACCACGAUCCGGCCCACGCCAACCGGACGCUGUGACCUCCAGACCUGGCAGGGCUGCGCUGCGUUGGUGGCGGACCUUCCGGUCUCUGAGCAGAAACAGACGGAGAACAAAUACGGGCUGAGAAGACCCAGGAAUCGGAGCCGCCACAUUCUAAAGCAGCAGGAGGAGAAGAGCCACGAGGCAGCAGCGCAGAAACGGGAGCCAGGAGAGGAAGUGGAGCGUCCUCCGUCUGUCCACUCCCUGCAUGGCAACUGGGUUCACUGCUGGGUUCUGGUUCUGUCCGGAAGGUCCAACGUUCAGGAGAACUUCUUCAUCGACCCUCUGACGGGGAACAGCUUCCCAACAGACCACCAGCGCUUCCUGGGCAUCGAGAGCGUCUGGAACCACCGGAGCUAUUACGUCAACAGGCAGGUCUGCAGCAGCGGCUGCAAGGCAGCGCCGCCCAGAGUGUUUGAGAUGCCAAGGUCAUGGGUUGGUUCCAUUGCCAUCUCAGAAAAAGACCAGGUGAGGCGCUGGCCCGACGGAAAGAAGGUGACCCGCUUCAGAAAAGCAAACCUGGAGGAGUUUGUACCGGGUGUGAACGCAGACGGACUCGUCACCCGAUUAACGACCUACAGAGACCCGAGCUGCUCUGAGGUAGCCAUGGUGAAGGAGUGGUACAGCAACAGCAGGGAUCAUCUGGAGGAGAAGGAGAUCAACAAGCUUGAUGGUUGCAUUUCAGAACGCUUCAGUCCAAACAAGCACACUGAGAUAUUAUUUUACAGAAGGAAGUCGCUGCCCUCUGGAGCUGAGCAAGAAGUGGAGUUCAGCUGCAGACGUACGGACCACCUGGUGAGGAGAGUGAUGCUACCACGGGAAGUCGUGGACUAUUUCCAGGACCGGAUCGACUUCCUGUAUUACCGACGCAUCUGCUUCAACGAGCAGCUGGACUCUUUGCCGCAUGAGUCAGAUGUCCUGACCAUAGUGGAGCGUUUCCAUAGAAACACCAUCAAACCCGCCAAUGAAGACGUAGCUCAGCGUGAGUUCCUGGUGUCCCUAAACAGGAUCGAGCUGACCUUUCACCUCAUGGACCACCACUUAAUCCCCUCAAAGAUGAGCUUCAGAAUGCUAAAAGCACAUGAGAGGUUCAGACCAGAUCAGGUGUCCAUCUUCCAGGUAGACGAGUCGGUGAGGCCUCUGACGAGCAUGACCCAGCUCAGGAUGCUGACGGACCUUCUAGAUGAACUCGAACAGCUCUUUCAGACUGUGAAGGAUGUGCUGUCAGAGAAGGUGUCAAAGAUCACCAACUUCAUAGAGCAGAGGCAGGAGGAGGAGGAGGAGGAGCUUAGCUCAGAGGAGUCAGGAUCCACUCGGUCGGACGGAAUAAGCCCAGACGUCCUGGAGCAGGAAGACCCGGAGCUGCAGGACGUUCAGGAUGACUCCUCCAGUUGACACCUCAUCAGCAACAAGAAACGACUUGGGAGCGGACACCGCCCCUCCCCGAACAGCUGAUCGCCUGUCAUCCACAUUUACCUGUUAUAUUGUGGUUUAUUUUAUUUGCUCGUUUAAAACUUUUUACUGUUUCUAAAGUUAAACGGUCUGGCUGUGAGAGAUCUGGAGAUCCAAACGCUAAACCUGUUUAUUUUCACCAGAACAUUUAAAGCUUUUACUCUUUGUCUCAUUUUCAGUGUUUAUCAGAGCAGAAAACAUAAAUAAAAUUUGAAUAAACCCUGCAA
Nothobranchius furzeri (turquoise killifish) is the source of this 2440-nucleotide messenger RNA. The record is from RefSeq and is a predicted model, not a curated record. NCBI's taxonomy places the organism in Eukaryota, Metazoa, Chordata, Actinopteri, Cyprinodontiformes, Nothobranchiidae.